GUUCGCCGUUCCCUCCUCUCCAUCUCACGACAGACGGUUGCCUUGCCUUCCGCCGCCGCCGCCGACGGGUGUUGGCGCUUGGCUUGGCCGCCGUCUCCGUGCUCUGCGUGGCCGCGCCGGAGGACGACCUACGUCGGCCGUAAGCAAGAAAUUCCCAUUUUUGGUUGUAUCUUUACCUCAAUUGGCGGCAUGAAGCGUCAAAGUGAUGUUCCAAGAUUGCGCAUACCUAGACCAAAGGUGGGAAAAUCAAGGAAGCAAACUAGGUUUGUGUCCAUCCUCAUGAAAAAAAUCCAAGAGGAAGUGGAAAGGGGGCAUGCUAAUAUACGACCUUUCUUGGGAAAUGGAAGAAAAGGAAAGGAUCGACAAACUAUGCAGGGGCUCAAUAUGAAGAUAUGUCCAUCCACGAUGGUUAUCAACAAACUAUGCAAGGGCAACUAUACUGAAAAGGAUCAACGAGAUAACCAUGUCUUACCACAAUCCAACCAACAUCUUCUCGAUGGUGGCAAAGUUGGACUACGGAAGCUUGACGCAAUGAAAGAAGACUUUCCUCCAAUGACAUCGAGUCCUAAAUCGGACAAAUCGGUUACGUCUACUGUCAUGAACUCCAUGACUUCAAAGAUGAAGCAAGAAUUCGUUCAUCGUCCAAAUGAUGCCAAAAUGUCAAGUUCACAACCAAUGAACUUGAAGGCAAUGCAAGGGUUGGUUCUCAAUCAAAAGGGGCGAUUUACUGUUGAUCAAGGACAAGCGACAUGGAUGGGUAAGAGGGAAAGGAUGGAUGGUUGCAAUGAUAUAACCAAUGAUGACAAUCUUGGUAGCAGGAAGGAGUCGUUAGUCAAAGAAAAGCUUGGUGACAAUCUUGGUAGUAGGAGAGAGCUACAUGACAAUCUUCAUCUUGGUAGUAGGAAAGAGCUACAUGACAAUCUUCAUCUUGGUAGUAGGAAAGAGCUACAUGACAAUCUCAGUAAUAGGAAAGAGCUGUUACUAGAAGAAAAGCCCAAGUCACAUGAUGACAAUGGUAGUGAAGGUGAGAAUCCAACUCACCGGAUGAACAAAAGGCAGAGAAAAUACAAAGAGACAAAUGAAAAUGAAGAUGACAAUGGCGGUCCUGAUGGUCUUGCAUUGUAUAGUAGUAGGUUGACAUCACAAGAUGAUAUUGCGAAGGAUUGUCAUGAUGGAGUCUCUAUGCCAUUUGUUGCCGAUUGUCUUGGGAAGCAAUACUAUUGUUGCUCUAAGCCCAGUGAUGAACCUAUCUGGAGGGGCCUCCUCAAUACCGGCAAGGAGUAUAUCCCAUUGUUUGGUCAUUUAUCAACUAAAUCAUGCGAGAAAGUGCAUAAUUUAUCGAAAUCGCUAUCUCGUGUGGUUGAAGUGACCAAACUACCUAGGUUGAAGGUGUGGCCUAAGAGAUGGGAUGAAUCAAGACCUUUAAAUGGCAGCAUUGGUUUAUACUUCUUCCCCCCUAAGAUGAGGCCUGACAAGUCCUAUGACCAGCUACUUAAGGAAGUAAUGGAGAACGAUUUAGCCUUACGGGCCAUUAUCGGUGACACUGAGAUGCUAAUGUUCCCUUCUACUCUACUUCCUCAACGAUACAAGACAUUUCAAAUGAAACAUUACUUGUGGGGUGUAUUCAAGCCCAAGGAAGUUGAUGGGAAACAUUGUGCUGCACAGCAUCAACCUGACCACACCACUGGAGCUACUGCAUUUGCUGCCAAUUCUACAGCCACCGGGAUUGCUACUGAUGCUGCUAGCAUACCCACUGAAGAUGCUCCUACCGCACCUGCAAAUCAUGGACGGACUGACUCAUCAAGCAUGGGAGCACCCCCAGGCAGGAUGCUUGCCUUUGUUGUAAAGCAGACCCCAAGGCUCGAGCAACUCAUUCGGGAGAUGCAACGGGAAGGUGCCUUGGUCAUGCAGGGGGAGAUGAUGAGUACUGGGUCUUGGCCAGGAAACUAGCAACCGUGACGCAGCAUAGGCAGAGCCGAGCAAGAGAUGAGCGGCUCACUGGAAGUAUCCCACCAGCUGAGGUCUCGCCUCAACGUGUGCAGAGGGCUCCGUUCAAGCUAGAUGGUGGCUGCUACGAGCAGCUAUGAAUGUUCUGAAAUUUUUAGCGGAGGCAGAGAGAAAGUGGACUUGGACCUUAGCAUGCUACUCGUGCUGUGGAGGAAACUAAGAUUGCUUGUUAGUAUCACACGAACCAAACGCAUCCUAUAUAGCUUUAGCCAGUUACUCAGUUACAGUUAGCCUAGCGCAGUUUAGAGGAGGUGGUGCUUGUUUGGCCUGGGGCUUUUGUGGAGUGGUAAACUACCACUUGGCUACCGUUCAUUUCUGGUACUCGUGAAGACCUAUCUGUUUACAAGCUUCUGAUUAGUAUAACCUCAGCUUCAAAUUAUUCGUAGUUAA
Molecule: messenger RNA, 2397 nt
Organism: Setaria italica (foxtail millet)
Lineage: Eukaryota; Viridiplantae; Streptophyta; Magnoliopsida; Poales; Poaceae
Exons: 5
Coding region: 190-1950 (586 amino acids)
Source: RefSeq, a predicted model, not a curated record